AAACGGCCUUUCUGCGAGGCCUGAACCUACACUGACUUUGGCUGCUAUUUGUUGCCAACAAGCAAAGUUCAUCUCGGCUGGGUCCGCCAGGAGGCACUGGAAGCGGGAUUGGACAUAUUUUUGUUUAUGAUAUAUUUUCGCUGCCCCGCACGGAAUUACGGAUUGUGGUUACGGACAUCGGACGCGCCCGUCUCCGGAAGAGAAGCCCGCACGGAUGCAGGUCGCUCGCUGCGUAAGUUGUGACCGUGUGAAAACAUACAUCGCAACGUCCCCCCACCGCCCGUUCGUUGUUGGAAAGUGUUGCAACCGAGAGUAAAAAAAGGCCAAGAGGAGGAGCAGCGGGAAAAACAAAACAUAAAAGUCGUCGAGUGUAAGAAGGAGAGCGGUGAACGUGUAAAAGCGUGUGGAAAAAGCGAAAGCGCUUGUAAAGCAAGCCGAGUGUGUGUGUGAGAGAGAAGGAGAGCGAGCGGCCGAACGAGCAUAGGCGUAAAUCUCGGCGCUGGGUGCAUGAGCAGCUACGCAAAUGGAAGACGCUCGUGUGUGCUAAAGCAGGACAGCAUAACACGAAGAGGAAGCGAGAGCGAGAAGUAUAAGGGCCGUGCGAUCCCAGCCUACUCAUUCCAUCAAAGAUCCGUCAAAUCGCUCGGGAAGUAUUGUGUGUGCGUGUGUUCUUUUUUUUUUGGAUUCCAACGUGUAAAUACUCCAAAACAAACCACAAUACUAGGAAAAGCAAACGCCACUACGAAGCUUUUGCGAAUGGAAAGUGAUUCCUUUUAAUUUGACCGCCGGGCGCCUUUUAAUUUUCUCUGAACGUCCCGCCCCAUCGUCAUCAUUCCACGAAACAGUCUUUACGAGCGGAAUAGUGCAAGGACAUCGUAAAGAAAACAGCUGAAACAGCAGCAGGUUGGAUUGACCCAGCGGGUUUUGACCGGUGGUGUGAGGGUGGUGUUCAUUGAUCACUUAUCUUGCCCCAGCAUACCGGUAGCUAGCGAUAUCGCCAUCGAGCCCCACUCGUCAAGAUGGAGAUGGAUCCGUUGCAGACACCGAUCCAAACGGAGCUUCCAUUCUGUCGGUUGUGUUUCUCACAAGCCUGUGAUUUAUACGAACUAUUCCCAGGCGCAGGCAACGACAAUGAAUCUCUGCUACUGAAAAUACUCGAGCUGGUAAACGUCGCUAUAAGCUUCGAUGAGGACCUGAACUCGUACAUCUGCGGCAAAUGCGUCACAAUGGUCGAGGACUUUUUCGAGUACAAGGAGAAGGUGAAGGAGAACGAUCUGCUGCUGCGAGAGAAGCGCAAAUCGGUUGAUCAUGCGACUGCCAUCUACAACGUCGUUAGCAUGCAGCCGGACGCGACUAACAGUAGCGCGUCGAACGGUGCGACAGGCGCGGGCAGCGGUUCCGAGCUCGGUGCAGGUGGAAUCGAUGAACCACACGUCGGGCUCGAUCAGCGUAUCUCGAUCGACGGUGGUCCUCCGCUGAACGGUAACAUUAUCGAGUUCAAGAAGCAGCUGUUUACCGCCUCACCGGCCCAGAUCGGUAUUUGGCUUUGUGUGGCAUCCGGCAGCGACAUCCAGUGUCCCGCCGCGAUCGAGGUGGACGACAACAUACAGGUGGUGGCAGAAAUCGGCCAGCACAACCACGGCCUACCCGUAUCGGUGCCGGAAAAUCCACCCGAAACGACACCGACCAAGCAGCAGCAGCAGCAGCAGCAGCAGCCGCAACAGCAACCCCAGCAGCACCAACAGCCACAGCAGCCGCCCCACCAUCAUCCCCAUCAUCCGCAAACGACGCAGGAACAUCACGUGCACGAGGAAGACACGAUCGUGGUGACGACCGACGGUACGCCGGCAAUUCUUUCGACCACCACCGGCACACCGGUCGUGUCGAACAGUGCGUCCCGUGCUGCCGGCGGUGGUGGCGCAGGCAACAAAGCAUCCACCACCUCGACAUCGUCGGCGAAGAAGAAAAAACCGCGCGAUCAACCCUCGAAGCGCAAGGUCUCGAACGACAUACUGGUCGGCGACGGGUGGCUGACCGACGUCACGACGUACAAGCGCAACCACUACCAGCUGGUCACGAAAGACGGCUACCAAACGUUUCUCAUCUACAACGGCUACCGGUUCCGGACGCAGCAAAAGAUUCGCAACGGCAUUGCGGCGUGGAAGUGUGCGUGGAACGGGCGGAAAGGUUGCCAGGCCAUACUGCACAUCACGGAGGACUAUCAGAAGGUGCGCGAGGUCGGUUCACCCCACAACCACGAGCCGUCGCUGCGCGACCGGAUCAUCUCGAACAAACCGACCAACGGCAACACGUCCGACCAGAGCCUCAUCAUGCAGUCGGACGGCGAGGAACUGAGUGAGAUGCACAAAAUCACCGCUACGGCAAGCGUCGGAUCGACGAGCAGCGGAGCAACCGGGACGCUGGCCGGGGAAACGAUAACGCUUGGCGGUGGUGCAACCGUGGUGGCCAUCACCACGACCGGGGCGAACGCUGCUGCCGUCAACAGUAGCACCUCCACGACGACGGCCGCCGCCGCCGCCGCUUCGUUAGACCUUACCUCCGAGAUGGAUUUCGUGCAGCAGAGCAGCAACAGUGGCAGCGAGUUGAUCACCACCACGACCACUACCAGCACUUCCGGUGCAUCGUCCGCCUCGUCGGCCGAUCAGCCCGGUACGACAACGGGGCACCAUCAGCAGCAACACCAGCAUCAUCAUCACCAUCACCAUCCGCACCACGAGGUGGUGGGCGUUGUGGACGAAGUGGUGGGCAAAGACGAUACGACCAUGUCGAUGGAUAUCGAGGAAAUCAUACGCCCGCACGUGGUACUGCAUCCCGCCAGCGAAUAAUGCGUGUGUGUCCGGGGGCACCGUCGAAGAAAAAUGGGGCAACGGGCGGGCGCGUGUUUUGUUCUCCAUCAGCACCGGCCAUUUUACAUGCCAUCAGCGACAUGGGUGGCAAUGUCGCACGGGAAUGGUGUUCUGCAAAUAGGUUCGCUCCAUGCUAACAAAACGAAACGCAGCGUGUGCGUAUGUGCAACGGGCGGGUAAUGGGAAAAGUGUUUGAUAAGAAAAGCAAAAUAAUUGUAAAAAAACAACAACAACAACCGCAUUAGCAGUUAGGGUCUUCUGGGGUUAAACAGAGAGAGAGAGAGAGAGAGAGAGAGAAAGAGAUCGGAACAGUAGGGGUGGCCUUUUUUGGACUAAAAUGAUCUUGCUCUCGAUCAUGAUGAUGAUGAUGAUGAUGGCGGUGGGCACAGCUACAUUACGCUAUUGUAUGUAAACAUUUGUUCGUUUUAUUUGCAUAAGUACAUAAAUGUAUCCCCUCCUCCCCUCACACUCCCACCUCCUUCUCCUCCCAAACAGUGCCCGUUAAAAAAUAUAUGUUUUAAGUCAGGUUAGGAAAAGGUUAAACAAGAAUGCAAACAGCACCACCAUUCUCCCCGCGGGGAAACGCCCAACCGGUCUGCCUGCCCGCCCUGAAACACCUUGCAGGUCCCUCCAAUCGAGCAGGAUCCGAGUGAAGAGUAUCAGCAGCGGCAGGCCAGCCACGCGUUGGCAGAUUUUAAUACAAGCUAAAGUAAUGCAGGCCCCUUAUUGCGAGAUGAUCAAGCUUAGGGUUAGGGAUGUCGAGGUCGAUUUUACCCCUCUUUUUUCUCCUUUUAACUUUAUGUUUUACAUCCUUGUCCCUCCCCCCCACCACGUCCUCCUUCUUAUUUCUCUUAGACCGUAAGUGCAAAAAAUUGUCAUAGGUAGGCGUUAAGCGGAAAGGAUGAAGAAAUAUAUACAUAUAGUUAUAUAUAUAUAUUAUAUACAUAAAUGCAAAACAGAUAACGGGCAGGUUAAGGAUGGAUUCUGCCCACACACACCCCCCACCCGUGCUGCAGAAGGGUGCCGCGCGCCAAACACAGGACGCGGAAGCGCGUUUUUUUUUUCUGCUGCACCGUGCGACAGCCACAACACAACCACCAUCUCCCCUCCAUUAUUAACAACAAUAAAUCGGUCAAAUCAA
Anopheles stephensi (Asian malaria mosquito) is the source of this 4008-nucleotide messenger RNA. RefSeq lists its product as uncharacterized. NCBI's taxonomy places the organism in Eukaryota, Metazoa, Arthropoda, Insecta, Diptera, Culicidae. The record is from RefSeq and is a predicted model, not a curated record. Gene Ontology annotation, cellular component: nucleus. Gene Ontology annotation, molecular function: zinc ion binding. The transcript is spliced from 3 exons. The coding region runs from base 1020 to 2846 and encodes 608 amino acids.